GUUGUAUCUCCUGCCUAGGGAAUGUUUUCCAAAAAGCCUCAUGGAGACGUUAAAAAAUCAACACAGAAAGUGUUGGACCCGAAGAAGGACGUGUUGACGAGACUCAAGCAUCUCAGAAGUGUCAUAGAAAAUUCCGAGGCUCCAGAUCUGAAGCAGUUCUUUGAUAUGUACUAUUCCCAUAUCUACUAUGUCUUCUUUGAAAACUUUGUCACCAUUGAGGUCAGCCUCAAGCAAAAAGGUCAUAAGUCUCAGAGGGAGGAGCUGGACUCAAUCCUCUUCAUCUUUGAGAAAAUUCUUCAACUUCUGCCAGAGAGAAUCCAGAGUCGGUGGCAGUUCCACAGCAUAGGACUAAUUCUUAAGAAGCUGCUUCACACUGGAAACUCUCUGAAGAUCCGUCGGGAAGGCGUGCGGCUGUUUUUGCUGUGGAUGCAGGCGCUGCAGAGCAACGCUGAGAGCGAGCAGCUGUGCAUGUUUGCAUGUCUGAUUCCGGGUUUUCCCGCUCCUCUCUUACGUGGGACCCCACGCACCCUGGACACUAUGAUCAACCCGCCGCUGAGUCUGACUGAGACUCAAGUGACCCCAGAAGAAAUCACACCAUUGGUCGCUCCACAGUCCGGCGAUAAGAACCAGGAUGACCUCACUGCCUUUUUCCUUGAAGCUCUGCUGAAAUACAUGGUAAACCAGGCGAAGUCUCUGGAGUGGCGGUGUAAAGAGAACCAUGAGCGUGGCUUCAGCUUCCUCUUUGGCCACUUCAGGAAGUUUUACCUUCCUCACAUAUUUCCCAACUUCGCUAUGGAAACGAGCCUGUACAACCCCAUCUUGGAUGUACCUUCGAUGCGUCCUAAGCCCUACUACAGUGUGGUGCGCAGAGAGCAGGAUGGUGGUGAAACCGUGUACUGCACCAAGGAGAGCUUCCUUCAGGCCAGAGUCAUCUUUAUCCGCUGGCUCGUUUCCUUCUGGUUGGAACCGCGACCCAACACCCAAACCCAGAUUCCAGGAACAGAAGGCGAGAGCGUCCCAAAGAACAUACAGCGAGCAGCUGCUGGAUUGGCCGCUCGCUCAGCAGGCAGCUCAGACGACGGCGGUGGAGGAGGGAGUCGGUCCGAGAGUCACCUAGAAAGCAGCGGCAGCUCGUUGGGGCCGACGGGAAGCAGCAUCGGCGGUCCGGUGGGUGUAGGAGAGCCGGAGCAGAGCCAUUCCAACACUUCCACGCUGACGGAGAGAGAGCCCAGCUCCUCCUCCCUGUGCUCCAUGGACGAAGAGCAGCUGACAGACAUGGAGGUGGUGAGGAGAGUGCUGACCAACUCCAGAACCAAUGUCAACUUCAUCAUAGAGAUCUUCAGACAGGGAUUUCUACUUCCCAUGUGUGAGGCAGCUGUGAUGCGAAAAGUGGUUCGUGUUUAUCAAGAGUGGAUCUCCAUGGAGGACAAGCCAGUAUUUAUGAAAGAGCCAGAGGAAGGUCCGUAUCCCAUUCCUGCUGCUAGUAGUCUGGAUGCCGGCUCUCAGCUGGGAGACAAAGAGGCUGAGAAAAUCAACAAAGAGAUUGACAGCGAAUUGCUGGAGUACAGUAUUCAUGCUGGAGGUCAAACAACACUACAGGUCUUCAUCACCCACUCUGCCAACGUUUUCCUGCUGGAACCCGCCAAUGACAUCAAGAUCCUUUUAGAGGAGCAUGUUGACAUGUGCAAACGGGUCCUGAACAUCUACCGCAGCUUAGUUAUGCACGAAACCAUGGACCAGAAAACAUGGGAGCAGAUCUUACUGGUCCUGCUGAGGGUGACAGAAUCUGUCAUGAAAAGGCCUCCAUCCAUCAUGCCUCAAGGGAAGAAAAUCAACACGCUGUCCGGCAGGCUGGCUGGGCCCAUCUUUCAGACUUUAAUAGUUGCCUGGAUUAAGGGCAACUUGAACGUGUAUAUCAGCAGAGAACUUUGGGAUGAUCUCCUCUGUGUGCUUUCUUCUCUGACCUGCUGGGAGGAGCUGGUUACUGAGUGGUCACUCACCAUGGAGACCCUCACCAAGGUUUUGGCCAGGAACCUGUACAGCGUGGAUCUAAAUGAGCUGCCUCUGGACAAACUCAGUGAACAAAAGCAGAAGAAGAUUAAAGGAAAAGUCGGUACGGAGGGCCAGCGGCAGGCCGUGGAUCGGUCUUUCUCUAAAGGCUGGAGCAGAGACCAGCCGGGUCAGGCGGCCGCCAUGCGCCAGCGAAGCGCCACCACAGCCGGCUCACCAGGCAUCGAAAAGGCAAGGAGUAUUGUUCGCCAGAAGACUGUAGCCCUGCGUAGCUGUUCUACGGGGGACUCUCUGCUGUCCUCCGCCUUUAUUCGCAGUGCUAAGAGUGCUCCUGCUCUGGCUCCGCCUAUUCCUGUCCUCCUCCACCACCACCACCCUUUUCUACCCCCUCUUGCCGACCAUCUGGCAGAUCUCGAGGACCCCCCCAUCACGCUGACGUCCCGCACUUCACGAAUGAGGCACUCAUCACAGAGCGACGAGACCCCGCCCACCACCGGUUCCGAGGUCUUCCAGGGGGGAGCUUGUGACCUGGACACCCCGGCACCAUCCACCCUCGCCCGGAGUAGCAGCGCCUCUGACAUCAUGGAGCCCUUCAUCGCCGAGCGGGUCAAAGGUGAAGACACCCAGCGGAAUCCCAUGUCCUUCCUGAAUUCUCCACACCACCACUCCACAACUACCUCCUCACUUGCAGCCAACAGCCACACAACUCCGCCUCUCUCACAACCCCUCACCUCCUUUAAUCCCUCAUCUUUCACCCUCUCCAAUGGUGUUUCCUUGUCCUCAGAACCACAGGAUGAUGCUAGUGUUUGUAACCAGUCCUGGCUCCGAGCUGGCUCCGGAAGCCACGGCUCUAGCUCUGACUGGGUGAGCGACUGGGACUCCGCUUUCGCUUUUUCAUCUGAAAAGGAAAUUGAUGCAGAUGAGGGGGAGGUGGGGUGUGAAGUCGAAGAGGACGAUUUAUUCUCCUCCAUCAGAGACUAUCUCAUUCAGAAAGGAGGCGAAAAGAAAGAGGAGGUCAAAGAGGGAGGCGGUGCUGGUCAUCUAUUAGAAGGUUUUGUGGCUUUACCUGCACAGGAGCAAAGCAGGGAAGCCAGAUCCCAGUUAGAGGAGGAGAAGCGAGUGGUAAAUGAGGACAGGCAGGUAAGUAAAUCAGUGAGACACAGGAGUGUGGACUCCACAGAGGAGAGUGAAGCAGAGCAACCCAGUAUCUACGAGUGUUUGGAGCUACAGUGUGAAUGGCCAUCUCCCAGUGUUAAAGGGAGCACUAGCUUAGAGAGAAACUUGGAGGAGAAAAAAACAGCUGGAGCAGGACACGAAGGGAAACUUGACUUGUGGGGUGAGAUAGAAGAGAAACAAGAAGAUAAAGGAGAAUCAAAACAGAGGGCGCGGUUGAUUAGACAGAAUUCAAUCACAGCCGAACCUAACACCGAAUCAUCAAUUCCCCAAACCUCCGACUCAGCCAAGUUAAAAAUGUCUCGCAGUGGCAUCAAGCGGCAUCAGUCUGCCGGGGUCCAUGUCAGCUUCCGGCCCUCCACCGAGUCCGUCCAGUUCCACAACCCCUUGGAGAACAAGGAGGCCCACUGGAGAGCCAGAUUGCGUCGCCUCAGUCAUUUCCACACUCACAGCCACUCGGCUGGGGAGAAGAUGGCCAGAGCUGGGGUGGGCUCAGGGGGAAAGCUAGGAGCAGAAAGUCCAGGUAAGUUCGGCCCAGGGAACGGAGCUGGCCAUAAAACACGAGCAAACGAGAAGUUGUUGCCCGGAGCUCCUGCAGGUAGCAGAGAUUCCUCUGCAGACAGACUGGGGACAGGAGGGGAGAAGCAACUCCCAGGGUCCUGUAUUGGGUCCGGUCUGGGCCCAGAGGUCAACUCUGAGGGUUUGUCAAGUUCCUCAGGAGUGCGAGGACGUUUGGGACGCUCUGCCCUGCGGUCCCGAGUCUGCCGCUCACGCUCCCAGGAGCCUGGCAUCACUACCUCACGACACCACCAGGGCGCUCUUCUCGGUGGCAUGUAUAAGACCGUUGUCCACGCCCUGUCCUCCAAACCUCGGCCCAGAGGCCAGGGGUCAUCCCAGGGGUCAUCGCCGCAGCGACAGACCAGGGCCAGCUCGGGUGACGCCUCGCUAAAGGAUCUCUACUCCCACGUCCUGGGCUACUUUGGAAGAAAGACGACAACGCCAGCCAACAAAGAGGAGGUGGUCCAGAAGGCCCGCCCCGUGUCCAGCGAUGUUGGAAGCAGCAACCCAAACUUUUCUGACCUGAUGGAUGAGUUCAUUCAGGAAAGACUGAGAAACAAAGGGACAGUGGGUCGUCGAGGAAGCAGUCCAGUGGGUCUUGAGGUUCCGAAGGACUUGCCAGAGCUCCUGGAGGCCGGUCAGGGGGCGGGGUCGAGACCCACAGAUGACCCUCGACCCGUUGAUGACCCCGGAGUUCCCUCUGAGUGGACGUCACCUGCUAGUGCCAGCGGUUCCGAUGUCAUCAGCUCAGACAGCCAGUCGGAUUCCUUUAAUGCCUUUCAGUAUUCAGCAUGCAAAUUUGACAAUUUUACAUUCAGUUCAGAUGCAUGUGGAGGAGGAGCAGGUUCUACAGGAGGCGGCCGAGGCAGCUCACUGGACCAGGACAGUUUAGGAGGGGGCUUAGCCUGUGACGAGCCCGAAGUGGCCAGUUUGACGACACUCCACAUGGACUCAGAGACCAGCAGCCUUAGCCACACGGUUACCGUUACUGGCUCUGAGAGUGCCUCGCCCAUGCAUUCCCUCGGGGGCUCCCGUUCCCAGACCCCCUCCCCAGCCACGCUGACAGCUGAGCACGCUGAUCACGCUGAUCACACACACAGUCAUUCACACACACACUUGCAGCUGGACCAGAAACUCCACAGCUCUGUACUCCAGACCCCAGAUGAUCUAGAAACAAGCGAGUUCCCCAGCGAGGACUGCAGUGUGAUGGCAGGCGGCUCUCUAACUGGAUGGCACGCAGAUGUUGCCACGGUUAUGUGGAGGAGGAUGCUGGGUAUCCUGGGAGAUGUUAACACCAUCAAAGACCCAGAAAUCCAUGCUCAGGUUUUUGACUACUUGUGUGAACUGUGGCAGAACUUGGCCAAGAUCAGAGAUAAUUUGGGGAUUUCUCUGGACAACCAGUCAUCCCCCCCACCUCCUGUUCUGAUUCCUCCUCUAAGAAUCCUCACCCCUUGGCUCUUCAAGGCCACCAUGCUGACUGAGCGUUACAAGCAGGGAAAGCUUCAUGCCUACAAACUAAUUUGUAGGAUAAUGAAAAGACGUCAAGAUGUUUCCCCAAACACCGACUUUCUCAUGCACUUCUACAACAUCAUGCACCAAGGGCUGCUGCACCAGGACCAGGACAUUGUGAACACCAUCAUCAAGCACUGCAGUCCCAGGUUCUUCAGCAUCGGUCUUCCUGGAGCCACCAUGUUGAUCCUGGACUUUAUCAUCGCAGCUUCCAGAGUCACUGCAUGUUCAUCACUCAAUGCUCCAAGAGUCGAGGCCCAGAUUCUUCUUGGGUCCCUUGUGUGUUUCCCCAACUUUUACGAGGAACUUGCUGCUCUCCAUCCGACCACUGCUGACAUUGUACGGACUAAAUUCCCUGAAGUCAAGGAACACAUUAUCAAAACCAUCCUGACCUCUGCCAGGGAUGAACCCUCUGCUCCUGCAAGAUGUGUGGCUUUGUGCAGCCUGGGUAUCUGGCUGUGUGAAGAGUUGGCUCAUGGAACUGAACAUCCUCAGAUUAAAGAAGCUCUCAAUGUAAUCUGUGUGACCCUGAAGUACCCCAAUAAGACUGUUGCCUUGGUGGCCUCGGACAUCCUUCACCUCCUAAUCAGUUACGUGGAUCAUCUUCAGAAAUUCCCCCCUGACAUGCCAAAGAAGAUUGUAGAGAUUCUGAUUGCCACUAUCACAUAUCUGCUGCCUAGCACCGAGUCCUCCUCUUAUGAGCUGGAUAAGAGGCUAGUAGUUUCCCUUCUGUUGUGUUUGUUGGACUGGGUAAUGGCUCUGCCCCCAAAGACUCUUCUCCAGCCUGUACAAACACGAAGCCCCCCAGAAAGGGAGCAACCGACCAAAACGCUGCUCAGCUGUAUUUACAAGGUCCUGCAUGGGUGCGUUUAUGGAGCGCAGUCAUUCAGCAGUCCCAAGUACUUCCCACUACAGCUGUCGGACCUGUCGAGUUCAGACUACGACCCGUUCCUGCCAUUAGAGAGCCUCCGCGAACCAGAACCUCUGCACAGCCCAGACUCGGAGCGCUCCAGCAAACUGCAGCCUGUCACUGAAGUUCGUAGUCGUAUCCAGCAAGGCCUGGUUUCCAUUGCAGCCAGAACCGUUAUAACCCAUCUGGUGAAUCAUCUGGGACAUUAUCCAAUGUCCGGAGGGCCAGCAACUCUGUCCAGUCAGGUGUGUGAAAACCAAGACAAUCCGUUCUGUGGGAGUCCAGAUCUCGGACCAGAACUCUUCAAUUCGCCCAACCUUCAGUUUCUGGUUCUGAACGGCUCCACACUGCUCUCUGUUCUCCAGAUCCGAUCAGAGUCCGGUGUCCCGGGAGGAGGAAUGACGGCUGGCUUGUCCUCUGCUCCUGCUUGCGUCCGUGUCAUCAUCCGAGAUGUUGCAGGAAAACACUCCUGGGACUCGGCAGUCCUCUACGGGCCUCCGCUGUGCUCCCCGAACAGUCCGGUGCGCACACUUUUAACACAGACGCAGUCGCCGCGCAGCGCAAACCUUCAAUUACGCACUCCAUCAGGAGGUCUGCAGAACAAGAUGGAGUUGAAGGAGGAAGAUGAUGAAGUAGAUGGGCAGGAGGAGCGGGGGCCGGAGGAGGAAGAAAGAGAGAUGGAAAGUGACAGACAAGAGUUUCAAGUAGCCGAGGAGGAAGGAAAAGUUGGUGAUGAGGAGAGGGAAGAUCCAGGAGGAGGGGGAAACGUUGAACAUGUGGAAGAGAUAGAGCAGGAGGAGGAGGCAGAGAUGCAUGUCCAUCACGUGGACGAGGAUUCUGGUUCGGAAAAGCUUCUUGCUCCACCACUAGCUAAGCGAGUGUGUCGGGAGGCGGUGCCAGCGUGGAAUUCUCUGGAAGAUGGAGAUGAUGCGCUGGAUGAGAUGCUGCAGUAUCUGGGUUACUCGAGUCCAGAGUGUCUACAGAGAGCAGGCAUGCCACUCAACAUCCCAGCGCCCCCUCCAGGGUGUGUGUCAGAGAAGCAGGAGAAUGAUGUGAUCAACGCCAUCUUGAAACAGAGUGCUGCAGAGCGCGAGUUUGUCCUUCAUAGAGGUGAGGAGCUGAACAUGAGAGCAAUGCAGCAGACCGAACCGGAGACUGAGACGCCUCAGUCGGCCUUCUACUAUUGUAGGCUCCUCAUCAACAUACUGGGACUCAACUCCUGGGAGAAAAGGAGUAACUUUCAUUUGCUGAGAAAGAACGAGAAGUUACUGAGAGAGCUGAAGAAUCUAGACUCACGGCAGUGCCGAGAGACUCACAAGAUUGCAGUAUUUUACGUGGCUGAAGGUCAAGAGGAUAAACACUCCAUACUCACCAACACCGCUGGCAGCCAAGCUUAUGAAGAUUUUGUUUCAGGACUCGGGUGGGAGGUCGACCUCAAGACUCACUGUGGGUUCAUGGGAGGCCUUCAGAGAAAUCACAGCACUGGCCAGACGACACCUUACUAUGCCACAUCCACGACCGAAGUCAUCUAUCACGUGUCCACUCGCAUGCCCCCUGACCAGGAUCAGAACCUCACCAAAAAGCUCCGACACCUGGGCAACGACGAAGUCCACAUCAUUUGGUCUGAACAUUCCAGAGACUACCGCCGAGGGAUCAUCCCUACUGAAUUUGGGGAUGUGUUGAUUAUCAUAUACCCUAUGAAGAACCACAUGUAUUCCAUCCAAAUACUCAAGAAGCCAGAGGUGCCAUUCUUUGGGCCACUGUUUGAUGGUGCUAUAGUGGACAUGAAAAUUUUAUCCACCAUGGUCAGAGCCACAGCCAUCAACGCAAGUCGAGCUCUCAAAUCGCUCAUUCCUCUCUACCAGAACUUCUAUGAGGAGCGAGCCCGAUAUCUAGAAACCAUUGUGCAGCACCACCAGGAGCCAACCAUGUUUGAGGAUUACGCUGCUCGAGUCUACAGCCCAGCUCCCUGCACUCACCCGCCCUCCGACACAGGCUCCUGCUUAGAGAUGCUUCGGGGAGAAAGUCCAGCUCUUGGGGAGGCCGGGAUCGACUCGCCGUCCCCCAUGUCUCCUCGAACUAGCAAGACCCGCAUGUCGAUGAAGCUGCGGCGGUCCUCUGGAUCCGCCAAUAAGACUUGAGUCUCUCCAGUUGAUCACUUCAUCCUCACGGAUAUAGCUUAGUGUCGCAUCUCACAUCCAUCAGGGGUGAACAAUGGCUGUUUUUCCUGCACUGAACACGCACGCACUUACAAAUAUACAUCUGGUAUAAUCUCACUGUGUAAAUCUGCAGCUUUGCUUUCAUAAAACACUCACUCCAAUGCUGCUGAAAAACUUAAGCUGUGCAGUAUUAGAUCACACCAACACGUGCCAUGUGAGGAAGUUAUCAAACACCUGUGUUACCAAGACUGCAAAACCGUAUUAAAAAUUAACUGUGCCACAUCAUACACUGCUCUGCAAGCAAUGCUAGAGAGGACAUUUGGUUGGAUAAAACGUCAGAGCAAACACAUCAGUAUAUUUGCAGCUAGCUGCAGGAGAAAGUGUUUUUCUUAUCGAAUACAGACAUAUUUGUGGAAGAUAGAAAGGUUCAGAAAUCACAACCUAGGUCAUGCUGUCAACUGUGGACAAGCACUGAUAUUCAUUGCAUUUGUUUUGUCUUUUUUUAUGUAAAUUGUGCUUUCACUCAAACAAAAUUGUCAAAUGCUGUAUUUUUAUUUGUCCCUCCAAAAACAAGAUUGCUUCUUUUUUUUUGCUUCUUUGACUAUAAAUAUGUAUUCUGUAUAUCUUUACGAGUAUAAAUAUAUAUAUAUACAUAUAUAUAUAUAUUAGAUACGUGGAUAUCUAUGAGAGUCUGUACAGUGUGACGAAGCUUGUUGUGUAAAUAAGAUUACAAGAAAAGCUGCCAAAGCCAAAACUGUGGUUUAACCUCAGAGCAUGUGUUUGCUAUAAAUAAAAACAUGGGUCAACACUACAGAAUGUUACAUUUAACUAGAGCGUUUUUCUUCAUCAGUUUGCACUUCAUCCUCUGGAAAUUUGGAAAUGAGCCCGUUUAGUUCACAUUGUUAAUUAGGCGGAGGGUCUCUCUGGUUUGACUUUCUUUCCACAGACUUCAGCUGGUGUCAGGUUUUACAACUCCAGCAUUUCACUUGUUGCUAAAUGGGUCCUGAUGGAAAAGACAACAAAAACCAGACUGAGAGCCAAAGAUGAGAAGAGGUGGAAUCGUCAUUUUAGAAUAUGUACAGUAUAUUUUAGCAUUAAUCCGCUCUCUGUUUAGAGACUUCACAAAUCUCCAGAUCAAAUUAGAUGGGCUGAUUUGGAGAAAAUGUUACUUUGGUUUCCCUUCACAUAUCCAUUGCCCAGUAUUAGUUUAGUUUUCUUUUUGCAGUCUCAGACAUAUAUUUUUAUAAAAAUAGAUGAAGAAAUAAAUGAAAGGAAAGGGACUGUACUUUUUUUUUUUUUUUUGAUAAAAUGCCAUUCUUUAAUAAGACCGACUAAAUGUUUCCUUUGUGUUUUAGAGUUAAGCUGAGUGCUGGUCCCUUUAAAUUAUUUUUAGAGGUCAAAAUACAAUUUGUUGUUAUGAAUUCUGUGCCGUCCCAGCACUUAAAUCUGCCCAUGUCUGCAUGCUCAUCAUCUAUUAAUUUGUCCCUUUCUUAAUCAAUUUCCUGGAAAAUAAUUUAACAAUACUCAGUUUAAAACCUGAUAAGCAUAAGCCAAAAUAAAAUAAAACAAAUGUUUCUUCUGCGAGAUGAGGAAGAAAGUCACAUUUAAGUUGAAUUACCCGCCGCCUCUGUAGGCUCUGGAUGUCCACAUGUUGGCAGAUGUUUGUAACUACUGAUGUAAAAAGAAACUGCAUUUCAGCACUAACUGCAUGUUUUCAGCACACACACAUGCUCGCAAACUCAGCAAACCUGUAAACAGUGUAGCUGUUUCAAACACAAAAUAAAGUGUCAAUGUGCAACAAUGGACUUAAACAAUAAAGGAUUUGUACCUGUG
Messenger RNA from Xiphophorus maculatus (southern platyfish), 10152 nucleotides. It is a transcript of the gene ralgapa1, whose product is annotated as Ral GTPase activating protein catalytic alpha subunit 1. Gene Ontology annotation, cellular component: nucleus; cytoplasm. Bases 22 to 8301 code for a protein of 2759 amino acids. The transcript is spliced from 46 exons. NCBI's taxonomy places the organism in Eukaryota, Metazoa, Chordata, Actinopteri, Cyprinodontiformes, Poeciliidae. The record is from RefSeq and is a predicted model, not a curated record. Gene Ontology annotation, molecular function: GTPase activator activity. Gene Ontology annotation, biological process: positive regulation of GTPase activity; regulation of small GTPase mediated signal transduction.